Molecule: messenger RNA, 3713 nt
Organism: Xenopus tropicalis (tropical clawed frog)
Lineage: Eukaryota; Metazoa; Chordata; Amphibia; Anura; Pipidae
Gene: ctbp2l
Product: C-terminal binding protein 2 like
Exons: 10
Coding region: 116-1429 (437 amino acids)
Biological process (GO): positive regulation of DNA-templated transcription; negative regulation of DNA-templated transcription
Cellular component (GO): nucleus
Molecular function (GO): oxidoreductase activity, acting on the CH-OH group of donors, NAD or NADP as acceptor; transcription corepressor activity; NAD binding
Source: RefSeq, a predicted model, not a curated record
AAUCAAGCGACUCAGUGAUGAUUUUUAGCGAACAGUUCCUGUUUCCUGUUCCAUCCGCGGCUGAGAGCGCGACGGGGUCCGGAGGUGGGGAGGCGAAGGUAGCAAGGAGAGAAUAAUGGAUAAACACAAAGUGAAGAGGCAACGCUUGGAUAGAAUCUGUGAAGGAAUUCGACCACCAAUUCUGAAUGGUCCAAUGCCUGUCCGUCCUUUGGUGGCCCUUUUGGAUGGGCGGGACUGCACAGUUGAAAUGCCUAUACUGAAGGAUGUUGCUACAGUUGCAUUUUGUGAUGCUCAGUCAACACAGGAAAUACACGAGAAAGUGUUAAGUGAAGCUGUGGGUGCUUUAAUGUAUCACACUAUCUCUCUUUCCCGUGAGGACCUAGAAAAAUUCAAAGCCCUUCGAAUUAUCAUAAGGAUUGGCAGUGGAUAUGAUAAUAUUGAUAUUAAGUCAGCUGCUGAGUUAGGGAUUGCUGUAUGCAACAUUCCCUCGUCUUCUGUGGAGGAGACAGCUGAUUCAACUCUAUGCCAUAUUUUGAAUCUGUACCGACGUGUCACAUGGCUGCACCAAGCUAUGAGAGAGGGUAACCGACCAGCAAGUGUGGAGCAGAUCCGAGAAGUAGCUGGGGGAGCAGCCAGAAUUCGUGGAGAAACUUUAGGCAUCAUAGGACUUGGGCGGAUAGGGCAAGCUGUUGCUUUGCGUGCCAAAGCAUUUAACUUCACAGUCAUCUUUUAUGACCCUUAUUUACCGGAUGGAGUUGAACGCUCUCUGGGUUUGCAGAGGAUGGCGACUCUUCAAGAGCUACUAAUGCACAGUGACUGCAUAACGUUGCACUGCAGUCUGAAUGAACAUAACCAUCACCUCAUUAAUGACUUCACUAUAAAACAGAUGCGCCAAGGUUGCUUCUUGGUUAAUACAGCUCGUGGAGGGCUGGUUGAUGAGAAGGCACUGGCUCAGGCCUUAAAAGAUGGACGUAUACGUGGGGCUGCUUUAGAUGUACAUGAAUCUGAACCAUUCAGUUUUUCUCAGGGACCCCUGAAAGAUGCUCCAAAUUUGAUAUGCACCCCUCACACUGCUUGGUACAGUGAGCAUGCUUCAAUUGAAGCCAGAGAAGAGGCAGCUAAAGAAAUCCGCAGGGCUAUAGCAGGUCCAAUUCCAGAUGCUUUACGAAACUGUGUAAAUAAGGAAUAUUUGCUAGCAGCUGUACAGUGGUCAGGGAUGGAACAGGCUACCGUUCAUCCUGAACUUAAUGGAGCUGGCAGUUACAGGUUUCCCCCAGGAGUUGUGGGUGUAACAACCACCGGACACCCAUCUGCAAUAGAAGGGCUGGUUGCCUCCUCGCAUCCACUUAUACCUUCUGUCUCUCACACCCCUUCUCCUGGACAGACCAGCAAACCUGACCCAGACAGAGAAAUUCCUACUGAUCAGUAGCAGAUUAGCUCUACUUUUUGAAUCCCCAUUCCCCCUCCCUUUUCUCCUGAACUGCCCCUGCCCAUUUUUUCCUUCUUUAUUUUUAUCCAAACCACCACUCCCAUAUUUAUGCUGUCUCCCCUCCACUUCUGGGGAGAGAAAAGGAAUCCAGGUCUUUUCAGCAGCUUUACUGUGGUGAAGAAUGGAAUCAGGCUGCAAACCCUGAGGUGCAUCAUCUCUCCUAAAACCGAAAAGGAGAAAGUUCUUAUCAGUGUCUGGAAACCUUUAGAUAUUGCCUUUCAACAGAUAAUAUUUUUUAAUCUAUUUAGUUUUAAUUAAAAUACAAUACGGGUGGGUUAUACUUCUUUCUGUGUGCUGGGGGCAGGCUGAUCUAACUUGCUUCCACUAGUUUUGGGAUGUCCAUCCUGUUGCCCUUUUGUUUUGCUACGAAUCUCGAAAUUCUUUAAGUUGGAAGUUUGGAAUUUGUAGUUCAUUUGUUGGAAAGUCACUGUUUGGACAUCCCUUGGCUAAUAAAGACAGGCUCGGUUGUCUCAGGGAGCUGAGGCAUGGCCAAUUUUAACAGUAAUAGCUGUCUACUUGUCUAGAAUGUACCUUAGCCCUUUCACAGUUUCACUUGAUUGUCUUACUCGGGCCUUUCUCUAGGAGUUGCUGGUUAAACUAGAGAACAAAAAAAUAUAUAAUGGGGAGGGGAGGCAACUGCGUAGCAUUAGGUUGUAAAAUAUUGCAAAUAUUUCCUCUUAUAACUCCUUUGUCACCUUCAUAGUGUCUGAGUUAUUUAUCCGUAUACAUUAAAAUUCAGUUUAUUUAUUUCUAUUUCACUAAAGGUGUUUAGUGAUUGUGGUGUGAAUGGUAACAAGCACAAAGAUGCUUAUUUUAUGGAACAGUAAUAUUUAAAAGCAAACUGCUCUUAUAUGAAAGCCUAUGUUGUCAAAUAGUAUGUAGUGCUUACAUACAUUGGUCAAGCAAAACAAGAGUUGUGUUCUGUUCUUUCCAAAGGUUAAAGGCACGGGGUGUUUCCCAAUGUUUUAUCAUGCUGACCCUUAUGUAUUAAAAAAAAAAAAAUCCCAGAUGUUGAAAUCAAAUUGUUGUCACUUGCAUAUGCUGUGACCAAGGUGAUUUCACGUAAACUUUUCUCUGCCUUUUUCACCUGUUUUUGCUUGGGGAGGAGUCAGAGACACACAGUACAUUUAUCAACGACAGAAACAAGAGAUCACCAUAGUCUGCCAGAGUGAAAUUCUGCAGCUCCCCAUUCACUUAAGAGAUAACCCUUAAAUAUGUUCCUAAAAAUCUAUUCAAGAACAGUGACAUUUCACUCUGGGUAGCUCUAGUUUCACUCUGAUAACUAUUCUACAUUACCUGAAAAUGCUUUGUGUGCCAUUAUACUAGAGUCAGUGAAAUAGUGCUGAAUGUUGCAGUUAGCUGUAAAUAUAGCAAAAGGAAGGUGGUUACUGUAGCAUUAACUCUCCAUGACAUACUGUACUUUAUCAAACACCUGAUUAAUGCAGUAAGCCUUAUAGCCAUAUAUUUUUUUAUCAGUAACUGUAGAGCUAUAGAACUAAAUACCUAAAGGUCUUAGAAUGAAACUGUCAUACUAAAUUAUUAACUUUCCCUUUAAAUUUCCCUAUUGUAGUACAAGUAUCAGGUAUUUUUUACUGACAAGACACGGUAAAGCAGACAUAAUAUAUGUUUAGCUUACUACUGUAAAUCACCAGUUCUAUAAAAAAAAUAUGUUGGUAAGAAGUCAAUCUAAAUCCAUUAUAGCAUAAUUUUCUCUUGCAGUGCAUAUUCCAUUCCUCUCUCUCCUUGGUUACUUAACUGGAGGCACAUGUCAGCUCAUAUAUCGACUCUUCCUAUAAUUGCACACUACACUGUGCAUUGUGCAGUGCCAGGCAUGCAUGAACCCGAGUGACUGUUUACUUGGAAGGAAGCUUGAGGCAAAACUUUUUGGGGUAUUAUUUAUUUUAUUUUUUUUGCUGCACAUCCACACUCAGGAUAUGAAAAUUCGAUAGUCUGCUCAUGCCCAGAAGAUGACAGAUUUCCCAUAGCUGCUUGGAUCUUUCUAUUUUUUUGACCUGUGAUGUGAUUUAAGUGAAGAGACUCAGGCCCUGAACAACACAAUAUAAAUCAUAAGCUUUACUUGUAUAAGAACAUAAAAAAGUUAUAUGUACCCAUUACAGCAUUUGAUAUGUUAAAUGUUGUUUUAGGGGUUACUGUUUUUUCUAUAAAGAUCUUUAGUGUAUCAGCAGAUAUUUUUUGAUGGAGGGAAAAUAAAAAAUGUAUUUAA